GAGGCGAAGAAGCUGAUUGAUUCCCCUGCAUUCCGCGCUGACUGCUCUGCCUCUGGGUCUCGGGAUUUCUCUUCUCUCUCACGAGAUUUCUCUUGUAAUAUGCAAUCUUUUCCAAAGUAUUCUUUGGCCCUCAUUGCUCGGCUGCAUUCCAGCUGCACUCUCACGUCGUCGUCUUGCUCGAAUUCCGUUUUGGGUUCCUUCCGAACGGACUCGCAGCUGGGCUAUCAAUUCUGUCAUCAUGUGGGCAAUCGUGAGCGUUGCAACUGCCGUGGCGCAGAACGGGGUCAGGCUUCAGGAAGUGAUUCCUGUGCGAUUGAUGGUUAGGGUUAGGUUAUGGUAGAUGAUUGUUUAGAAUCAGUUGUUGCUUCAGCGACCAGGUGGCAUGUUGCAUUGGCUGUUGAUGGACAUUGGGUGAUGUGGUGUAAUUCGGCUUGUGGGUAGCGGAAGGAGGUGCGACCUGCUUUGGCAUUGGGCUGGACUGUUUCCGUGGGGUUUGAAUGGUGGACGACUGCCCUGUGCACAAUAUGAUAUACUUUGAGUUGGACGAUCGAAGGCGAAAGAGUCCUUUGAGAUUGCGGAGAGGUUGGUGCUAUUGGAAACAAGUUGUUUGCAACUAUUGGUUACUCGGUGCUGGGUAUCGUUUUCGCAAUUAUUAUUAUUAUUAUUAUUAUUCACAAAGUCAAGACGUAACCCUCUGUUUACUGCCGUUGGUCUGGGUUUUCGAUUUUUUUUCUCUACAAGCGAAAUUCUUUCGCCAUGCCCCUUUUUUUAGGAGUAUAGAGCUCUCGUGGGAUUUGGAACGAAAAUGCGGUGAGAAACUUUUACUUACUCGUCAUUGACUUUGUAGAUUUAAGGCAAAAUGACAAAUAAUUUACAGAAGCAGGCAUUUAAGAGCACAUUGAUCAGGGUACGGUUUGGGUUUGUAUUCUUAACAGCGACACUAUUAUCAUGACGAGACUAGAAUAGAUUUUCUCAAAAUCUGAGAAUACAACAGUAGCUACAGGUUCAGGCUGCUGAUAUUGGGCUGCUCUUUUCAACAAGGUGUAUUUCUUUCUGUCUUACCAAGUCUUGACGAAUACUUAAAAAAGUUUCUGAAGAUACUUUAGCUAUUCUUAGGAAGAUGUAGUGCUGAUCAAGUGGACAAAUUUCGUGUCUACUGGAGCUUAAUGAUCUCGGAACAUUCUUCUCUUCACAUAUGUUUAGCAUUACAGGUAGUUUUGAUAUGGUGUGUUCUACUUGCAUCGAGUCGUGCCUUUGGUAACACUAAAAGAGUAUCUCAUCAAGUGAUUGCAACUGGUGGCAUGAUAUUUGGUUUAGCAGGCCCAUUUCGAUAUGGUCCAGGCUGAGCCGACAGCCCUGCUUUAUAAGAGGCCUGAUGGAACAGCGCUGGCCGGCAGAGAAAGCCGAAGGUUGAAGGAGCUAUUCAAGGACUUUGGGGUUCAACCGUCAACUGUUACAGUCAUGGGACAGAUGGGUUUCACCUUGAGCACGCUGAUCAACAUGAAAGACGAAGAAGUUGAUUUUGUAAUCAAAUCUAUGAUCGAGGAAUAUCACUUGGAUCUCUUGAUGGGUGAACAGUUUGGUAUUAAGGCUGCUGUUAGGGCCAAACGAAGAUUGGUUGUGGAGGAGCUGGAACAGCAGCGGAUGGAUAUGGCUGCCCUAAGCAAUGAAAAGAAACGUAGGCUAGAGGAGCCAUCUGAUGGUUUACUUUUGAAGGAUGGCAAUGGUUCUUUGGAAGCUUUGGGACUACUGGGUCUGACUGAUCCAGAUAGUGACAGUGAGGGGAAAAAGGCUGCUAAAAGAAGACAAAGGAAAAGGCGGUCGAAGGAAGUCGGAGAUGACGGAGAGGAAAGGCCUCGUGAACAUCCUUUCAUUGUCACAGAGCCUGGGGAACCUGCCAAAGGGAAGAAAAACGGUUUGGAUUAUCUGUUUGAUUUAUAUGAACAAUGCGGAAAGUUUCUGGAAGAGGUGCAGCACAUUGCGAAAGAGAAAGGGGAAAAAUGUCCAAGCAAGGUCACCAACGAGGUUUUUCGUCACGCUAAACUCACUGGGGCUGGCUACAUCAAUAAGCCGAAAAUGAGGGACUAUGUGCACUGCUAUGCAUUGCACUGUUUGGACGUGGAGACAUCAAAUAAUCUUAGGAAAGAGUUCAAAGAGCGGGGAGAAAAUGUAGGUGCGUGGUGUCAGGCGUGCUACUUCCCUUUAGUUACAUUAGCAAGGCAGAAUGAGUGGGACAUAGAUGACCUUUUUAACCAGAAUGAUAAGCUUCGCAUCUGGUAUGUCCCCACAAAACUCCGGCAACUGUGCCACAUUGAGAGGAUGAAGCACGGCGAAUGAGCCCUUGUACACUAUUUUGUAGACUUAUGUGAAGGUUAAGGUUCCAUUAGUACUCCAUUCUAAGUA
Molecule: messenger RNA, 2403 nt
Organism: Physcomitrium patens
Lineage: Eukaryota; Viridiplantae; Streptophyta; Bryopsida; Funariales; Funariaceae
Source: RefSeq, a predicted model, not a curated record